UCGGCUGGGACCCGGAAGUGAAGGAUGGCUGAGGGGGUUUCUCUGUGCCGAGCGACCGGUAAGCGGCCCGGCGGACCCGGAGAGAAGUCCCCACGUGACUUAGUUCUUCUGGCUUUUCUUCAUGGAACUUUUAAGGAGUGAAAUGUGCUUUAAACUGUGGACACAUUCUGUCCAAAGGUCAUUAUGUUUCAAAGUUUCAAUUUGUACUGUUAAUUCUGGGGAAGAUGUGUAUGCCUUAUGAAUCUCUGACAUCUGGCUGACCGUAGAAGUCUAGCUCUUCUUGUAGUUUUCCUGUCUUGGAUCAAAAUGUCCCAAAAUGGGAUGAACUUCUCUUGCCUCUUUCCUGCUUCUUGGCACUUCAGUGUUUCCCCAGUAGGUUGUCCUCGGAUUCUGAACACCACAUUACGGCAGAUUGUUGUCCUUGGACUUCUUGGUGCUGCACUUUUCUUGCUGUACUGUUUUGUUCUCAGAUACGGGGACAAAAAGCUGCACAGGCAUUUUGCUCGAGUAACGGAUACAGAAGCCACAAAUACAGAUGAUCCCAACCUGAAUUAUGGCAUCAUGGUGGACUGUGGCAGCAGUGGAUCUAGGAUCUUCGUUUAUUGGUGGCCAAGGCACAAAGGCAAUCCACAUGAUUUGCUGGACAUCAAACAAAUGAGAGACAAAACCAGAAAUCCGGUGGUUAUGAAAAUUAAACCAGGCAUUUCAGAAUUUGCUACCUCUCCUGAUAAAGUCAGUGACUACAUCUUCCCACUCCUAAAGUUUGCCGCAGAACAUGUACCCCGUGCAAAACACAAAGAGACACCAUUGUAUAUUCUCUGUACAGCGGGGAUGAGAAUUCUACCAGAGAGCCAGCAAAAGGCCAUCCUGGAAGACCUGCUUACCGAUAUCCCGGUCCAUUUUGACUUUUUGUUUUCGGACUCACAUGCUGAGGUUAUUUCAGGAAAACAGGAAGGUGUGUAUGCAUGGAUUGGCAUCAACUUUGUCCUUGGGAGAUUUGAACAUACGGAAGAUGAGGAUGAUGCUGUUGUGGAAGUUCACGUUCCUGGCAGUGAAAUCAAGGAAUCAAUUGUUCGCAAGAGGACUGUGGGUAUUCUUGACAUGGGUGGUGUGUCAACUCAGAUAGCAUACGAAGUCCCUAAAACUGUAAGCUUUGCCUCUUCACAGCAGGAGGAGGUGGCCAAGAACCUGCUUGCAGAGUUUAAUUUGGGGUGUGACGCUCACCAAACAGAACAUGUGUACCGAGUCUACGUGGCAACUUUUCUUGGCUUUGGUGGGAAUGCUGCCCGGCAAAGAUAUGCAGACAGCAUAUUUGCCAACACACAAUUUAGAAACAGGCUUCUAGGCAAACAGAUUGGCAUGACUUCUGAUACCCCCUAUUUAGACCCUUGCCUGCCUUUAGACGUUGAGGAUGAAAUCCUGCAGAACGGGCAGAAGAUGUACCUUCGAGGAACGGGAGAUUUCCACCUGUGUCGUGAAGUCAUUCAGUCUUUUAUGAAUAAGACAAAUGAAACACAGACGUCCCUGAAUGGCGUUUAUCAGCCUCCUGUGCACUUUGAGAACAGCGAGUUCUAUGGCUUCUCUGAGUUCUUCUACUGUACCGAAGACGUAUUGAGGAUGGGGGGAGACUACAAUGCUGCUAAAUUUAUUAAAGCUGCAAAGGAUUAUUGUGCAACAAAGUGGUCUGUCCUUCGAGAACGUUUCGACCGAGGCCUUUACGCACCCCAUGCAGACCUCCAUCGAUUGAAGUAUCAGUGCUUUAAGUCAGCCUGGAUGUAUGAAGUGUUCCACAGUGGCUUCUCUUUUCCUGUGAAUUACAGCAACUUAAAAACUGCCCUGCAGGUCUAUGAUAAAGAGGUGCAGUGGACGCUAGGGGCCAUUCUCUAUCGGACACGGUUUUUGCCUUUGAGAGACAUCCAACAGGAGAACUUCCGAGGCAGUCACUCCCACUGGCGCAGCUUCUCAUUUGUUUACAAUCAUUACCUGUUCUUUGCCUGCUUCUUCGUCGUGCUUUUCUCCAUCCUGCUUUACCUGCUGCGGUUGCGGCGGAUCCACCGGCGCAUGCUGCACGGCAGCCUGGCCCCUUCCCUGUGGAUCGAGGAAGGCCUCCCCCCACAGAAGAUCCCCGGAGGCUUGUAGGCUGCUGGACGUUCCUCUAAGACUCGCUCGCGAAAAAGCCAUCGUUCUGCCUCAGGGUCUUCUGUCAUCCCUAGGAACUGUUGCCUGAACCUCUCGCAGGAGCGAUGGAACUGGGAGUCAUCUCCCCUACAUCUUGAGGACUGAGCGGGGAAAGCAGAGUCAAACUUGGCUUGGCUAGGCUGAGGGGACUAUGAGCCAACAUUAUUCUAUAGCUUCUUCCUGAAAAGUAAAUGCACUUUGAAGUGGGGGGGGGGCAGGAACAGAAAGGGUGGGGGCGAUGUAGACUUGAAGCCAGUAAAUAGGAAAAUAGCAAGUCGUCUGUGCUCAGCGGCAGAUGAUACAAUGCUUCCCUCAGUAUGUGGUAAGGCUUAGAGUUCUUGUGCCUGAAAGCAGGCUCGCUAAUGGAGGGUCUGGCUGCUAGCUCACACCCUUCGGGCAUCAUCAUUCCCUAUGCCCCCGAACCACUUUGUCGCAGGCAAAGGCUCUUUAACGCCUCCCUGGUAUGAACAGCAAUAGUAGAGCUCUCCCUUAAUACCCCUCAGCCACUCACUCCAUUUUUAUAAGCAGUUUUUAUCCAGCUUUGCAGCCAAAAAAGGCUCCUCAAGCAGGUUACAGAGAUUAAUAACAACACAGGCCGUGUUGCAAUCUGAAAGACAAUGGACAAAAAGAAAAGGGAAUGGGGGGGGGGAGGGGAAGGAAGGUGAUAACAAAGUUCCUACGAUAACUGGAGUAGACCCACAGGAAGGUAAGGAUCAGGGAGAGCCUAAAACAAGAGUCACCUACCCACAGGGGAAAAAAUGGGAUAAGCACCCCAGUAUUUAUUGCAUUAUAGCUUUUUAUUGUACUACAAAUCAGUCAAUAAAAACAUUGCCAUGCCUAGGCAGAUAGUGCUGGGGCAUUUCCUUGAAGCCCUGCCUGCUAAGUCUGGGAUCCGCUGACUAGCAGAAACCAGAACAGUCCCUGGAAAGGGAAGCUCAUAAAGAUCUAGACCAGCUUUUGCCAGGGGAUAUUUCCAUUGGAGCAGGAAAGACUGGAUGGGGAGAGACAGUUCUGGGAAACAGGCUUGAAGAGCCUUCCAGUUCUGUUCUGUUGCUUUUAUAGCCCCCCUUUCCUCUGGAGAGGUACCCUGGGCGACUUAAACCCAAUCUUCCUCCGCCCAGUAGUAGCCGCCUCCUGGCUGCGCCUUCCCACUUCAUCCAUAGCUGGGUGGGGUGGGUGGGAAGUCCCUGAAAAUGUCUGCAGGGGAGAUGAAAUGGGGAGCUUGGGAUGGGACCCAGCCUUGGGAUGGGAUUGCGGGAGAGGCUGCCACUGUUGUCACAGGAGAGGUGUGAUUCUGAAGCCAUUUGCCUGCGAAAGCAAGCGCCUGAGGGCAAAGGCCUCCACCAGGCCUUCUCUUGCUGUUGGCUCCAUGGCAUCCAGGAACGCUUUGCCGUUGCCUGCAGUACGAGGGGCUGGACUGCAAACAGAUGUGGAACCAGUCCUUGCUCAGCUCCAAAUGUGACUUCCAUUUUUUCCCCUACAAGUUGACUGAAGUGAUAAGAGCCUGAGUUUCUGAGCUUUGGAUCUAAGCUAAAAGGCAUACGGUGCUCUUCCGACAAAGCAUAGUGCGACCUGUGAGAAAUGUGCUCACAGCAUCCUUAGAACGUUCUGAUCUCGGGUGGCUGAACACAGCAGUGGGCGUUGGGAAACACAGCAAGGGCAGCCUCGCCUGGAGCCCCCUCUGUGUGUUUGGGCAACAGCAGUUGUGCAGUGGCAGAGAUUGUGUG
Messenger RNA from Varanus komodoensis (Komodo dragon), 3905 nucleotides. RefSeq names its product ectonucleoside triphosphate diphosphohydrolase 4 (gene ENTPD4). Gene Ontology annotation, biological process: nucleoside diphosphate catabolic process. Gene Ontology annotation, cellular component: membrane. Bases 307 to 2139 code for a protein of 610 amino acids. Gene Ontology annotation, molecular function: nucleoside diphosphate phosphatase activity. The transcript is spliced from 14 exons. Lineage: Eukaryota; Metazoa; Chordata; Lepidosauria; Squamata; Varanidae. The record is from RefSeq and is a predicted model, not a curated record.